GGCGGAUGAGGAGGAUGAGAUCAUAGCUUCAGGAUCCUCAGGAAACCCUGGUACAGGCAGCAGCCAGCCUCCUCCGUGCCCACAUGACCCACAACUCUGGCAGCGGACCCGGCACUUCCAACAUCACUAAAUAAUCAGAGACCGGCUCCCACUCGGGGCCCACACCUCCCUGCGGACGAUGGACACCUUCUAAGAGUUUGGCGAGUGGGUAACCCAGGCGCCCGUCCACCGGCAAGAGAACUAGGAUUUGAAAGCCCCUGGAAGCACUUGGGAAGUCUGCAAAUGCCACAACCAACUGCUAUUCCAAAGAAAACAAAAUAGAUGGUUCUGCAAAGCUCAUGCUGUUUCUUCAUUGCGUUUUAGAUGGAUGAGAAGUACAACUUUUCGUGGUCAAGUUUAAAAGCUGAAAUGAUUGAAGAUAGUGGAAAAAGAGGAAAUACCAUGGCAGAAAGAAGACAGCUGUUUGCAGAGAUGAGGGCUCAAGAUCUGGAUCGCAUCCGACUCUCCACCUACAGAACAGCAUGCAAGCUGAGAUUUGUGCAGAAGAAAUGCAAUUUGCACCUGGUGGACAUUUGGAACGUCAUCGAGGCGCUGCGGGAGAACGCUUUGAACAACCUGGAUCCAAACACAGAGCUCAACGUGGCCCGCCUGGAGGCUGUGCUCUCCACCAUUUUUUACCAGCUCAACAAACGGAUGCCAACCACUCACCAGAUCCACGUGGAGCAGUCCAUCAGCCUCCUGCUGAACUUCCUGCUUGCCGCCUUUGACCCGGAAGGCCAUGGUAAAAUCUCAGUGUUUGCUGUCAAAAUGGCUUUGGCUACGUUGUGUGGAGGGAAGAUCAUGGACAAGUUAAGAUAUAUCUUCUCAAUGAUCUCUGACUCCAGUGGGGUGAUGGUUUAUGGGAGGUAUGACCAGUUCCUUCGGGAAGUUCUCAAACUACCCACGGCGGUUUUUGAAGGUCCUUCAUUUGGUUACACAGAACAGUCGGCCAGAUCCUGUUUCUCCCAACAGAAAAAGGUCACAUUAAAUGGCUUCUUGGACACGCUCAUGUCAGACCCUCCCCCACAGUGUCUGGUGUGGCUGCCUCUUCUGCAUCGACUGGCGAAUGUAGAAAAUGUCUUCCAUCCGGUUGAGUGUUCCUACUGCCACAGCGAGAGCAUGAUGGGAUUUCGCUACCGAUGCCAACAGUGUCACAACUACCAGCUCUGCCAGGACUGCUUCUGGAGGGGGCAUGCAGGAGGCUCUCAUAGUAACCAGCACCAAAUGAAAGAGUAUACAUCGUGGAAAUCGCCUGCUAAGAAGCUGACGAACGCAUUAAGCAAGUCCCUGAGCUGCGCUUCAAGCCGUGAACCUUUGCACCCCAUGUUCCCAGAUCAGCCUGAGAAGCCACUCAACCUGGCUCAUAUCGUGCCUCCGAGACCUGUAACCAGCAUGAAUGACACACUCUUCUCCCACUCUGUUCCCUCCUCAGGAAGUCCUUUCAUCACUAGGAGCAUGCUUGAGAGUUCAAACAGGCUUGAUGAAGAGCACAGGCUGAUCGCCAGGUACGCCGCACGACUGGCAGCAGAAUCCUCCUCACCCCAGCCAGCGCAGCAGAGGAGCGCCCCAGACAUCUCCUUCACCAUUGAUGCGAAUAAGCAGCAACGGCAGCUGAUUGCAGAGCUCGAAAACAAGAACAGAGAAAUCUUACAAGAGAUCCAGAGACUUCGGGUAGAACAUGAGCAAGCUUCGCAGCCCACACCCGAGAAGGCUCAGCAGAACCCCACCUUGCUGGCAGAACUCCGUCUCCUCAGACAGCGCAAGGACGAGCUAGAACAGAGGAUGUCUGCUCUUCAGGAGAGCAGGAGAGAGCUGAUGGUCCAGUUGGAAGGUCUCAUGAAGUUACUGAAGACCCAGGGGGCAGGCUCCCCUCGCUCCUCUCCCAGCCACACCAUCAGCAGGCCGGUCCCCAUGCCCAUCCGGUCAGCUUCUGCCUGCUCCACACCAACGCACGCCCCGCAGGACUCCCUCACUGGGGUAGGCGGAGAUGUGCAGGAGGCAUUUGCACAAAGUUCAAGAAGGAAUUUAAGGAAUGACUUGCUGGUAGCCGCUGAUUCCAUCACUAACACCAUGUCCUCUCUGGUGAAAGAGCUGAACUCAGAGGUAACGAGUGAAACAGAGAGUACUGUGGAUUCGGAAUUUGCGAGGACUCAGUUUGAGGAUCUGGUUCCAUCACCGACCUCCGAGAAGGCUUUUCUAGCCCAAAUCCACGCCCGAAAACCCGGGUACAUUCACGGUGGAGCUUCAAGUACCAUGCACGGUGACAUGGUCCCAGAAGACGGGGAUCCUUAUGUACAACCGGAGGAUGAUAACUACGAGAAUGAGUCUGUGCGGCAGCUGGAGAGUGAGCUGCAGAUGGAGGAGUACCUGAAGAAGAAGCUGCAGGACGAGGCCUACCAGGUCAGCUUGCAAGGCUGAAUACAAUAUCCUUUUCUCACUCUCCUCUCAAGCAAGCUAUAGUCAGACAGAUGAUGAAAGUAACAUGGUACCCGGUGAUGGAGAGAGCUGCACCUACAAAGAGGAGGAAGACAACAGCCCGGAAGCAGCCUCAUCCUCGCUCGGAGAGAGGAGCCACCUCACCCAGCAGCUCCAACAACCCCUUCCCCUAAAGAUGUGUUCCGAUGCCUGUAGUGCAGCUAGCUUUCUGUUCUAAAACUUGUAGUUCCUAGGUGUGUGUUUUAGAAGGGGGGGUGGGCCCGAGACUUCCGUUCCUAGAUCAUUUAUCAACUCCAUCUUCUAUAACAUGGCUCAUCCCUGGUUCCAGGCAAACAUCCACAGGCUGAGAGCCUGCUGCUGUUACACGGGACAGUAGUGUUAACGAGCAUUUUAAACCUUUGCACACGAUAUUGAACCCAUUCAGUUUACAAUGACAAUAUUAAUACUGUUUGUAGCUAGAAUUUUCAUUUCCGGAUUCUUUGAGAUUUUAGCAAAGACGGUUUUAUUAUAUACUAUACAUUUUCUCCCACAGCAAUUGUGGGGUAGGGGCAACAACCUGCAAUAGGAUUUGGUCUCUGAGUGUCCAAACUCGGAACCCAGGCACCAAGAAGGGUCCUUGGCCUGCCCGUGUCCCCAAGUCCCUCUGAGAAAUGACUUAAAACUUCCAACAGGAAAAAAUGAGCUCUUGGGGGCUUAUUUCCAACUUGGGUUGUUUUCCUUCAAAAUACUCUAAUGAAUCAGCCAUAGAAUUUAGUGUAAAUACUUUUUCCAAAUAGAUAUCAUAUUCAAAAAGAGAGAGAGAGAGAGAGAGACAACAUUCAAAAGAUAUAGAAUCUAGUUUUUAAAAUCAGCACAGAUCUUCUUAAAAACUGUGAACUAUGUUUUGGAAUACUCGUUACUAAAGCUGUUUAUAAACCACAGGUGCCAUAAGAUCCCCCAACGGACUACAGUUCCCUGCACUUCUCCAGGUCUUGCUCUCCACAUUGUAUCCUUAGGAAGCAUGUCCUACGCAGCACUGCUCAUUGGCAAGUUCCCUCAUCGGGUAGUUCCGAGGCCUUCAGCUUUAAAUGUAUGGGCUUAAAGUGCGCUUGCUCCCCUUUCCUUUCUGAAUGUUGAUUGCCUUACCUGGCCACUUGUUCUGCAUGCGUGUUGUGUGGUCCUGUGAAAGGAGACAGGCUCUUCCAUGUGGUAUUUUUGGGAUUUCACACUCAGUUGAAAGCUGGUGUGUGAAAAGACUGUCAAAGACAAGGCGAUAAAAAAAAAAAAAAAAGCCUGUGGAUGGUCCUCCUUAGCGAUUCUGGGGAAAAUGGAAAAGUGAUUGGUUGUUUCAAAUUCUGAUGUCUAAGGGGGGGAAAAAAAGACCAGGCACCUGCUGGCUGUCUUAAACUGGAAGCCUCUCCAGAAUUCCUGGGGUAUUUUUUCCCCUAUAAAAGAAAGAAAGGAACAUCUUUGCAGAACAAUGAUUCUCAGAAUGUGUCCCUCAGACUAGCGAUCUUAGGGUCUCCCAAAAGUCUUAGAAAUGCAGAUUCCUCGGCUCCAACCCAAACCCACUGAAUCCAAAACUCUGGGGUCUGGACCUAGUGAUCCAUGUUUUAAUUGGCCCUCCUGACCGUUCUGCCCCAUGCUAUAAGGUGGAAAUCAUUGUUCUAGGAUAGAGUUGGACACUGAAGAGUGAAAAACGCCUUAUCCAGGCUACGGUGUAACUCGGUUGGCCAAGUGCUUGGCUAGCAUACACAAAGCUCUGGAUGCAGGCUUCCAGAGCUGUAGAAACACGGCAUGGUGACGCAUGCCUGUGAUCCCAGCACUCAGGAGAUGGAGGCAGGACUAUCGGGAGUUCGAGGUUAUCCUCAGCUACAUAGUGAAUUUGAAGCUAGCCUGGAAUAUUUUGUCUUGGGGGGGGGUCAGAAUAAGUAAGAAACAUUCUAAGUGGACUUCAGACUUAAUUUCGCUCACCAGGCUCACAAACGCCUUCUCCCACCCACACACCUGGUGACUAAGAACCCCACUGUCUGCAGAGGGCUCUUCCACAUUCCUGCAUUGCGUCAGAUCCUGUCUCCUCGGCUGCCCUUUAAACAAAAGCAUUUGCCUUGAGGAUAGCCAAGGGCUUGAUUGGCAUCAGUAGAAGACCCUGGGUGUUCUUAGUCGAGUUUCCUUCCAGAAAACCCGCCUCACAAAAUUCCCUGAGCACAGGCUAGCACCAAAGUCGCACAACUGCACAGUUCUCUGAUUUCUUUGCACAGGUGGAUUUUAUUGCGGGUUUCGUUGGUGUGUCUUAACAUUCAUCUCUCUUCCCCUGCCCAUCAUCCUCUGUGAAAUCACACCUCUCCAGAUGGUGCAGGUGGCCAUUGGUGCCUCAUACUCAGUACUGAAAACCACUACAUCCCAGAUACCUGCAUUUGUCUCAGCUCGAAUCUGAGCCACAUAGUACUCACAUCAGAACUCAGAACCUGCGGGUGGCCCUCAGCCGCUGGCUGGACUGAACUGACCCAUGUCGUCUCUUUGCUUUUCUACAUCAAAAUGUGUGUCUAAGGUUGAAAGCAUUCUACUGCAAACCUUCCCUCUUGUCACAGCCUCCAUUGCCAAGCAGCUCCCCCGCCCCAUGGUAUUGACUCCAUCGUACAAAGCCAUUCCAGGAACUCUCUGGAAACCAGGACCAGUGAGCAGUUCCUCACUAACCAGCCACCUUUUCUUUCUCUUAGCUCCACGUCAGCACUGAGACCAGACUCAAGCACCCCUGUCCUGUAACCGAGACAAAAUG
Psammomys obesus (fat sand rat) is the source of this 5233-nucleotide messenger RNA. It is a transcript of the gene Dtna, whose product is annotated as dystrobrevin alpha. Gene Ontology annotation, molecular function: zinc ion binding. The record is from RefSeq and is a predicted model, not a curated record. Bases 364 to 2457 code for a protein of 697 amino acids. The transcript is spliced from 22 exons. Gene Ontology annotation, biological process: synaptic signaling. NCBI's taxonomy places the organism in Eukaryota, Metazoa, Chordata, Mammalia, Rodentia, Muridae. Gene Ontology annotation, cellular component: synapse; plasma membrane.